Blastomyces dermatitidis ER-3 is the source of this 396-nucleotide messenger RNA. Its product is annotated as cofilin. The record is from RefSeq and is a predicted model, not a curated record. Gene Ontology annotation, cellular component: actin cortical patch; cytoplasm; actin cytoskeleton. Bases 1 to 396 code for a protein of 131 amino acids. Gene Ontology annotation, molecular function: actin filament binding. Gene Ontology annotation, biological process: actin filament depolymerization; cell motility; actin filament severing. Lineage: Eukaryota; Fungi; Ascomycota; Eurotiomycetes; Onygenales; Ajellomycetaceae. The transcript has 3 exons.
AUGAACGCAACCAACGAACUGCGAUUCAAAGGCUUGAAAUACAUCAUCUUCAAGAUCUCGGACGACAAGACGGAAAUCGUCGUCGAAGACUCGUCGACGGAUGACGACUAUGAAGCCUUCCGCACCAAGCUGAUCGAGUCCAAGGAUAGCAAGGGGAAACCCGCCCCCCGGUAUGCGCUGUACGAUGGCAAGUUCGAUCUUGGAAGCGAUGGGAUCCGAAAAAAGAUUAUCUUCAUCUCCUGGGUCCCCAGCGACACACCCACCUUCUCGUCCAUGAUCUACGCCACCACACGAGAAACACUCAAGAACGCAUUGAACCCGCACGUCAGCAUCCACGCCGACGACAAGGAUGAGCUCGAGUGGAAGAACCUGCAGGAGAUUAGCGUGAAGAAAUAG